Molecule: messenger RNA, 1670 nt
Organism: Trichogramma pretiosum
Lineage: Eukaryota; Metazoa; Arthropoda; Insecta; Hymenoptera; Trichogrammatidae
Product: kxDL motif-containing protein CG10681
Exons: 4
Coding region: 768-1397 (209 amino acids)
Biological process (GO): lysosome localization
Cellular component (GO): BORC complex
Source: RefSeq, a predicted model, not a curated record
UUCAAAAGAUUUUCGUAAAAAAAAGCAAUCAUUUUGAUGAAUCAGUACCUUUAUUAUGAUUCGACACCAAUCAAGUCAUUUGAUUUUACCCGUAAACUGAUCUCGCCAUGCUUGUUUACAUAUGGUGCGACACACACGUGACACGAGUAACGUCGCCGAAGACGUGCUGCAGAUUAAUUAACGUACUCAUCCCCGCGCGUCGCUGCAGCUGCAGUUGGUUGCCGAACGCCCAACGCACAUAGCAACGUCAUGUAUAUCGCAUUUCACCCGCAUGGGUCGCGCAAAAUUGAGCGAUCGGAUAUCAAUAAAGCGGCGUCUCGGUACGACCAGGAAAGCAGGAGGUAGCCGAGUCUCCGGGUUCUAUAUAAGCGCGCCAACUGCCGCGGCGAGGGCGAGACACUCUCGAGUGUGGGUGCGUGCCUGUGUGUGUGUGUGUGUGUGUGUGUGUCAGUGUGUGUGUGCGAUACGAGACUUUCCGCCAGCGAUAGCCGUAUACGGGAACUCUAUAUAAUGCAGCAAUCGGAAAAUCGAAUCGCGACUGAAGCGGUAAGGUAGAGCCGACCGGAGGAAGCGUCUGCUCAGCGCGUGGCCCCGCCGACCCCUCUCCCGUUUCUUUCUCUCUCUCUCUCUUUUUCUCGUAUGCGGCAGAAGACGCGAGAUCUCUGCGCGACUUGUACAUAGCUGCUUCGAUGUCAUUUUUGACGUUUAUUAGUUGACUUAUAUAUCAACAAGUAAAUCGAAUUACGAGCUGCUUGUGAUCGCGAGCUAUGGCCACCGGCUCGUUACCCGGUGCCCAGGGCACGCCCGAGUCCGAGGCUGGGAGUUUCGAGUGCUUUCAAAAUUACACGGCCCCGGAGGUCUUCGUGCAGGGUCUCGCUGGGAUCGUCGACCAGCAGGACGUCGAAUCCAUGAUUCGUGCUCAGAAACAAAUGCUUCAAAGAUUUGAAAAAACGAAUGAAAUGUUGACAAAUUGUAAUCAAUUGUCUGUCAGUCGCUUGAAAACAGCCAACGCCGAGUUCAAGAAACACACAGCCUUGCUCACUGAUAUGAAGAAAGAUUUGGAUUAUAUUUUUAAGAAAAUAAGGGUACUCAAAACUAAAGUGAGUCAGCAGUAUCCAGAAGCGUACAAUGAAGCUGUGAAAAGCACGCUAGCAGAAGAAGUUGUAGAAGAUUCUGAAGAGGAUGAGCAAUUUGCUGAACAAAAAAAUAUACCACAGACCAGUAAAAGCUCGAAGACUGAUAAAGAUACAGAUUCAGAUGAAGCUGCUGCCAAAGAGCCUCAGUUUGAAAAACUUCGACAUAGACAAUUAAAAAGACAUGAUAGCUCUUCAACUGAAACUGAUAAUGAACCAAGUAAACCAGCAGACUCAUCUUCAUAUUCUUCAGAUACCAGUUGAUUGAAAAAUUUUUCUAGUUCAUGCCAUCUUCGAAAUACUUGUGAGGCUUGUAAAUAUAUUUAUUGUUAAUAUUAAUUGAUAUCAGUAUUUUUAAAAGAUAACUAUUGCAUAAUGAAAAUAAUUAUCAGGAUAAAAAAUCGCACAAGUCCAAUCUAAGGGAAAUUGUAUUGUAAAGUGAUUUAAUUCCUAGUUUAAAUAAAUUUAAGUAAAGUUCAAUGAAACAACACAAAAGAAAUGAAAAUAAUGUAUAAACUGUUAUUUUUCUUGUAUCAC